AGCAGAUCUGUCUUCACACUUACGCUAUUGCAAUUCCAACACCAACACAAUUCCAACAUGAGAUACUCACUCUGCCUCUCGGCCAUCGUGGCCGCAGCUACAGCGAUUGCCAUUCCGGCAGUCAGCCAGAUAGCCGACGGCCAGCUGCAAAAUCCAGCGGCACCAGCUCCAGCUCCGGCGCCAGCCCAGCCCGUACAGCAAAUAAACGAUGGCCAGGUUCAAAACCCGGCGAAACCCAUUCAACAGAUCAAUGACGGCCAGCUGCAAAACCCAGCGGGAGCAGGUGCUUCAGCUCCAUCCUCCGGCUCAGCAUACACUCCUCCCUCCGGAUACGGCAGCAAGACUGCUAGCGGCGCUUUCAAGUUCCCUCUGGCCAACGGGUUCCCAAACAUCAAGGUCCCAUCCGCCGAGCUCACCGCCAUCCAGAAGCAGGCCCACGGAACCCUCCCCAACGGCGCUCUUCCCACGAAGCUGUCGGACGCUUCGGCCACCACCUUUCAGGUGAUUGCUUUCAACGAGAUCUUCGAGACGGCAUUCUUCACCUCUCUCCUGCAGAACGUCACAACGGGAGUCUACAAUCCCGCGGACAAGGACUACGUCAUUGAGGCCAUCACCGCCGUCCAGGCGCAGGAGGAGCUUCACGCUCUCGGCGCCAACGCCAUCCUUGCCAGCGCCGGUCGCACUCCCAUCCAGCCUUGCGAGUACAAGUUCCCCACCUCCGACUACGAGUCCGCCAUCGCCACUGCAUCUCUCUUCACCGACGUCGUGCUUGGCACUCUCCAGGAAGCCUCCACUACUUUCGGCACCACCGGUGACGAUGAAGUGCUCGGCCUCGUCGCCUCCAUCGUCGCCCAGGAGGGUGAGCAGGACGGCUGGUACCGCUCCGUCGGCAAGAAAAUCCCGUCUGCCCUCCCAUUCCUCAGCGCCAGCUCCGGCGUCUUCGCCUUCUCCGCCUUGAAUCAGCUCUUCAUCGUGCCCGGCUCAUGCGGUAACCUCGACGCCAUCAAGGUGCCCAUCCUCCAGCCACUGACCGUCGUCACGCCACCCAAGGCCGCCGACUCGGACAUCACCUUCUCGUACCCAGUCGACAAGUCCAUCACUUCUCCGGCCAACCUCCGCUUGGUCUACAUCAACCAGCAGAACAAGCCAAUUGUGCAGGAGUUGCAGAACCUCAAGUUGGAGGGCGACACUGUGACUUUCACCUCGCCCUUCCCGUACACUGAGAACCUACUCAAUGGAUUGACGAUUGCGACUGUUACUAAUGGUCCGACUUCGUUUGCGAAUAUUUCUGAGGUUGCUGUGGCGGCUGUUUGGGGUCCUGGUCUUAUUGAGGUGAAUUAG
This is a messenger RNA of Zymoseptoria tritici IPO323, 1341 nucleotides long. RefSeq lists its product as uncharacterized. The coding region runs from base 58 to 1341 and encodes 427 amino acids. Lineage: Eukaryota; Fungi; Ascomycota; Dothideomycetes; Mycosphaerellales; Mycosphaerellaceae. The record is from RefSeq and is a predicted model, not a curated record. The transcript is spliced from 4 exons.